Exophiala dermatitidis NIH/UT8656 is the source of this 4707-nucleotide messenger RNA. Its product is annotated as WSC domain-containing protein. The coding region runs from base 1579 to 4356 and encodes 925 amino acids. The record is from RefSeq and is a predicted model, not a curated record. Lineage: Eukaryota; Fungi; Ascomycota; Eurotiomycetes; Chaetothyriales; Herpotrichiellaceae. The transcript is spliced from 5 exons.
GUUCAUCAGUUCAUCACCACGACCGAAAUAGAGUUGUAGACUCAUAUACCUGCCAGUGUACCUGACUACAACGGUACUGUAUGUCAGAUAAUCACGGCCUGCCACAGCCCUAUUAUAGGCGCGGCCUACCUACAGCAUCCAACCUACUACUACGACAGUAUUUCUCACAGACGCCGACCCUCCAAGUUCCCACCCCUUCAUUGCAACCCCUCUCCGUCUUCGCAUAACGGCAAGCAUGAUUCCAGCAAUGAUAGUUCGAUGUUCAGCCCCCCUCCUACCUCUACAAGAAUGAGCGAUGUUUGACUCAACAAGCUUCGGCGCGUGCGUGGAUCGCAAGGACUUGUCCCGAAGCGGCCAUGACUCUACAUCAGAAGCUCGACGUGAUGAUCUGAUGCAGCGACAAAAGAUCGAUCUCUGCCCUACGGGGUGAUUGCCCUGUCGCAUCUAGGCCCCUCCUCCGAGACGUGGUCGCCAUGGCAUCCCGAGCCAAAAUCAGUCCUCCACGUUCCUGGCGCUAGCUAGCCUCGAGGGUGGGUUUGCAGAAACAAGCAAUAGACAUACAAUUUGACAGAAUCUGGACUAUAAAGAUGGGGUCCAGAUGAAGGGUCAGGUGACCAACAAGAGCCGCCUUCUAAGGACUCGGGAGGGUCCAACAUGAGAGCAGGGGUCACAAUGGCCAUCAUCAAGCCACCCUAAUCAACACUAGACCAACGGGGCCAACUUUGUCUCCCACGUCAACCGCUGCCAAUCUCCGCCACCAUCUGUCACUCUCGGCGGACGGCUCUCUCAUUGCCAUAGCGACCUGUCAGGCUUUGACGCCUACUACGUCUUCAAGCCGACAUUGCGACUUCGUCCCGAGGCUUCCCAAUAUUACAUUGUAUGGUCUUCGUCUUCAUCAAGUCCCUCGAAUCGUUUCAUGUUUACUCUUUCAGCUUCUGUGCCUGCCACGGUGACGGGCCAUGUUGUCUAUCAGUGUGGCUCCAGUUAGCACUCACCUCCAGUGUAACGAAAGAAAUGCGCUUAAGGUUUCCAGACUCUGGCUCUGUACUGUACACAACAUGUCUCUCACGAAAAUCGGGUUCCCAAGCCCCCAUCCGUGCACGGCGACUUGCUGUGACCAUCAGUUACGUCGCCCAGGUUCCGGCACAGACGGUCUCAAGGCGCCGUCGAGCGCAGAGGUCAUCCCAAUGCUGGUGCUUGUUGCCACACACGUAUUCAAUUCCCCGGUACACCAAUUAAUGGUCGAGCUUCAAUUUCGGAGCACUGAGGCUUGGAACACCGAGUAGUCUGAGCACUGCUCGUACCUGGCCGUUUCGUUGUCACCUUAGAGUUCAGCCUCGUUCUGGACCCGCGUUCAGUAGGUGAGUCUGCUUCGACAUGUACCAAGGUCUCUCCCUAUGUGGAUGAUGAGGACUGUGCACCUUGGAGACGAUCGUCGGUAUUGUUUACUCGCCUCCUUAUGGUCAUAUAUUCUUUCUGUUGUUGCUGGCCAUUCUUUCGUGCAUCCGUAUCAUACAUUUUUCCCUUCGAUAUUGAACGACCAACAAUUCAGCGGCGCGACAUCGCCGCACAUUCGUUAUGAAGCCCUCCUGUCUCAUCCUCUCGAUAUGCCUAUGGGCCCUGCAAACCGACCUCUCUUUUGCCUACUGGCGCAUGGCUUGCAGCGUUUCGCAAACCGCUAGAAUCGACCCCAUCCUCAACCCAGGAGGCGUGUCCGGACACGCCCACAAAUUCGCCGGCGGAAGCAGUGUAAACGAGAAUUCUGACCACGACUCUCUCUUGUCUUCAACCUGUUCCUCUUGCGAGGUUCAGAAGGACAAAUCCGCAUAUUGGACCCCCCAGUUAUACUUUGCUCAUGCCAAUGGCGAAUUCGAAGAAGUGCCAAAUUAUGGAAUGACAGUGUACUACGUUGGACGCGGCGGAAAUACGUCUAACACGGUUCCCUUUCCCAAGGGGUUUAAAAUGAUCUCUGGAGAUACCCGCCAGCGCUCAUAUGAUAACUCGACCUUGACAUAUUUAGAUACACGGCCGGUGGCUGAUAGGGUGAGUUUCCGCUGCAUUAAUGAAGCUAAUGAUAUUCCAGAGACGCACUAUAUCUCGCAAACAAAUUGCGUGAACGGUCUGCGAGCCCAACUUAACUUCCAGUCCUGCUGGGACGGUGUCAAUAAUUACCUGGAGAAUUCAGCACAUGUUGCUUAUCUCUCCGGCAUUGACUACGGCGAGUGCCCGCCUACCCAUCCCGUCCCUAUCCCUGGACUCUUCUUUGAGGUGCUCUAUUUCCCGAACCUAAUUGAUCAAUCCGCUGGCGGUCAAUUCGUGUUCUCUAACGGGGACCCUACCGGCUUUGGUUUUCACGGAGACUUCAUGAACGGUUGGGACAUGGACGUCCACACCGAAGCAGUGAAAAAUUGUUUGUAUACAGACAACAACGGAGUAAUCAGCGCCUGCUCGUACCUUGCUGAAAGUGACGAUGUCAAUUUUGCACGCACGUGUCCCGAGCAGGCGUCAGUUCUCGACGAGCCUGUCCAUGGAAAUCUUACUGCCUUGCCAGGGUGCAACCCCAUCACCCCAGGUCCCGGUUUGGCCGAGCAAGUAAUUUGCCCAGUCAACUCCCACUCAUCCAGCAUAUCAGGUACAAGCUCCGUUCCUGCUGGUACAUCGAGCGCUCUCGAAUCCUCGGUGAGCAGCUCAAUCAUUGUGGCAACAUCUUCAAUCCAGGCGCCGACCAGCAGUACAACUAGCCUUCCUGCUGCCCUUUCCUCCUCGAUAUUAACCUCGGCCAUUGCAUCCAACCCGACGACUUCGACAGCCACAGUAUCCAGCUCUCCUGGGUUGUCUAUGUCCUCGCUAAACGGACUACCCAGUACAACGUCCACCACAGUAUCCAAUGAAUUGCCGCUCACGACGUCUGCGUCUUCAACAGAUGAUGCCGCAAGUACAAGUCCCGUCUCGACCGCUACCAUUACGUCAAGUAUGCCGUCCAGCUCCGAAACAACGCCGACUGGGAGUCUCUCCACAGACGCAGGGUCGACAAACCUAUGGGGCCACGGCUGGUUUACUCGAUCCGGUUCGGGAUGGCCAUGGAGGGGAGGCGGUGUUUUUGCGCAGCUGUCUUCGACAACCGAUGGGACUCAGGCAUCCAUCAGCAUCUCGUCUACUGAGGCCAGUCAGGAUAACACCUCAGGCGCGCCUCAAACCACAACAUCUGCAACAUCUGCUCCAAGUCUGGCGAACACUGUGGGAGCGGAUGGUUUGAGUGCGACCACUUUGCCUGUGGUUACACAAACAGAAUUGUUGACGACCACAAUCACAGACUGGCUUACCACUACCGUGACGGUGACGGUAGGUGGCAAUACCGCUGGUAAUUUUGUGGCAAUCAGCAGCAGUGCAGAUGCCUUGUCAGGUUCUGUAGCGCCAACCACAAAACUGUCUUCAACAUUGGCACAGUCUAACACUGCAGUCACGGUUCCCAGCAGCACGGUGGCUGUCCCAACAAGCACCAUCACAUUGCCAGAUGGAGUCACCGACGAUGGGGUUCCAAAUGUUGUGACAGUGAUCACCGUAACCACCGUGAUUCCGGGCACAACGAUUGUCCAGUCAGGGACUACAGUCUCAAUAGACGCGACGACUACCACACAGCCAGUGAGUGUCGUAAGCAGUGCUGGGAACUUUUACACUAUCACCGGCAGCACAUACACCACAUUCUUUUCCUCGGAUCCGUCUGCAGCAGUUUCGGCAAGCGGAACCCCGCUGCCGGCAAGCUCGUUCAGCGCUGGGGGUACUUUCUACACAAUUACAGGGAGCACAACCACGACAUUCCUUUCGGAUGAUGUAGCAAGCACAAUGCCAGGAGGAAGCCUGGCAACUGGGCAACCGAGCACAUCUCUCUCUGAUGGUAUCACCUAUCCUACCACAGGAAGUGCAUAUACAACUGCUCCAGUCACCGGAGGGCUAAGCUCUUCAACAGAGCCGACAACAACAACAACCGUUCUCACCACGACCACAUUCUUUGUAACGGUGACCCCAACAAGCACCCGCACAGUGAGCACCUUGUCCACACAACCGACCGCUCCUUCGAACAGCACUUUUAUCACAGUCACCAGUGCAACAGCUGGAGAAGUUGCCAGCAGCAGCAACAACAGUGCCCUUGCCCCAUCAAGUGCAACCUUCAACGUUGCACUUUCGUCUGUCGCCAGUUUAUCCGACGAUGUAGCGACCGCGUUCGUCACUUUGACCGAACCCAUCACAGAGGAGACCACUUCCACAGUCGAUACGACCCUGACUCUCUCCACGGCACCGUCGAACACAACAUUCUUUACGAUCAGGGGCCGUGAGGUAACGUAUACCGGGAAUUGAAACAACUCACUCUUGCAGCAGGGAAAUUUUUAUUCGACAUGAAUCAGCAUUACUAACGACAGGAAAUAUUUGAGUUUGACUAAUUUACAGGAACUUUUGAUCAGGACGGAGGGAAUGGCAAAACAUUGUAGCACCACCGACAUAGAACGAUACCCACGGCAUAUAGUUGAUCGAGCAACGACGACUCGAACAAGGCGGACAGCAGAAUAGGGCAACGAGGGAGCAGGAGUGAUAUAUUGAUGACUCAGGGAACAACCACCAUUGGGGUGGAUUAAGGGAAAACUGGUGGUAUUAAUUUAUGGACUUUAUGUACGAUAUUGCUAGGGGGAAAUAAUAAGCGUUCCACAACAG